AUGUCUCUCGUAGCUCAGGGCGGUAAGGAUCCAAAACCACCUCAGUUCUUUGCCUACUCCGCUAUGCCAUUUCCCACCGACGACGAUGAAUCUUCUCGUUCAACAUCUCCAUCGCCAGACCAUGCUACCGACAACAUACCAAAUCUCGGCUACCUCACCGAAUUACUUCUGGACUGCUUGAAGCGCCUUGAAAACUUGGAACGCGGAACCUGCAAGUACGAGCAACGGAUAGUCGAUUUGGAAGACGCCUCUGCUACCCUUCCUCCAGAUACCAACCAAGAUUCGCACAAGUUGCAAAAUUUGGCCUCUGAUAACGACGCACACCAAAGGGCUAUCACAUCAUUAGAGGGCCACGUACAACGCCUCGAAGAGAGCAUAGCGACUGUUCACAGCACCAUUUCGAAGACAUCUGACAGGCAUAACAACACUCUGAAGGAAGCGGAGACUCGGUUGUUUGCCGAUGUCGAGUCCAUCAUUUCUAUAAGGCUGAAGGCGACGAACGACAAGCUAUCUUCCAAUCAAAAAGAGGUGGAUACGCUCAUGAAUCUACAGGACGCUCUCAAGAAAGAAUCCAUCCAACUUUCCGAGAAAGUCGCGCAGACUGACGUAAUGCUAGAAUCACUGAAGACAUGGUCAAGCACCGUCUCUGAGCUCACGUCUCAUGUUUUGACCCUCCAAGCCCAGUACUCUGAACUCGAUCGUACCGUGGACGGUUUACACGACCAAGUGAGGGACGUCUCCUCUGAAUACCCUCAGAUGACUCUCCAAGACGAGCUGCAAGGCCUUCCGGACUCCCCUGCCGUUUUCACCGAUAGCAUAGGCGAAGACUUGGUGAAAGAAAGUGAUUACGCAUGCCACCAUGCACAUCACCCGACCACUAUCAAACAUUUCGCCAUAGUCUCUCUCUGGAUGAUCUCCUGGACGACGCGGCUCAGACGCCUCAACUCAACGCCUCUCUCGUGA
Coniophora puteana RWD-64-598 SS2 is the source of this 963-nucleotide messenger RNA. RefSeq lists its product as uncharacterized. The coding region runs from base 1 to 963 and encodes 320 amino acids. The transcript is spliced from 4 exons. The record is from RefSeq and is a predicted model, not a curated record. Lineage: Eukaryota; Fungi; Basidiomycota; Agaricomycetes; Boletales; Coniophoraceae.